CAAUGGAUUCUCUAACAAAAUCAAUCAACCAAUUUGCUCUGGAAUUUAGCAAAAAGCUAGCUGAAACUGCUGAGGGUCAAAAUAUUUUCUUUUCUCCCUGGGGCAUCUCAACCUGUUUGUCCAUGAUGUAUCUGGGGACCAGAGGUACCACUGCUGCCCAAAUAGCCCAGGUGCUUCAAUUUAACAGAGACCAAGACAUCAAAUCUUAUCCCGAAAGCGAAAAGAAAAGGAAAACGGACUGCAACUUGGGGAAGGUUGAAGAAAUACGCUCCGAUUUCCAGACACUUAUCUCAGAAAUCAACAAACCCAGUAACGCCUAUGUACUUAAAACAGCCAAUGGGAUAUAUGGGGAGAAAACAUAUCCAUUUCUCAAAAAAUAUUUAGAAGACAUGAACACCUACUUUGGUGUAGAGCCGCAGUCUGUUAACUUUUUGGAAGCUUCUGACCAGAUCAGAAAGGAGAUCAACGCUUGGGUGGAAAGCCAGACUGAGGGUAAAAUCCUGAAUCUCCUCCCUGAUGAUGCUGUGGAUUCUGCAACCAGAAUGGUUCUGGUGAACGCGCUUUACUUUAAAGGAACCUGGGAACAACAAUUCCUAGUCCAAGACACUAAGGAGAAGCCUUUCAGAAUAAACAAGAAUACAAGCAAACCAGUACAAAUGAUGUCGAUGAAAAAAAAGCUUCAUGUUUUUAACAUAGAAAGGCCACAAGCCAUCGGCCUUCAACUCUUCUAUGAAAGCCGUGACCUCAGCCUGCUCAUACUGCUGCCAGAGGAGAUUGAUGGGCUGGAUCAGCUGGAAAAGGCUGUCACCUAUGAGAAGCUGCGUGAGUGGACCAGUGCGGACAUGAUGGAGUUGUACGAUGUGCAGCUGCAUCUUCCCAAGUUCAAGCUGGAGGAGACUUAUGAUCUCAAGUCAGCCCUGAGCCGCAUGGGGAUGACUGAUGCCUUUAACCAGAGCAAAGCUGAUUUCUCAGGAAUGUCUAUGGAGAGAAACCUAUUUCUGUCCAAUGUUUUCCACAAGUCCUUUGUAGAAAUAAAUGAACAAGGUACAGAGGCCGCAGCUGGCACCGGGAGUGAGGUGGGUUUUCGAAUUAGACUCCCCACCAUUGACGUGAAUGCAGACCACCCUUUCCUCUUCUUCAUCAGGCAUAAUAAAACCAACACCAUUCUCUUUUACGGGAGAUUCUGCUCCCCCUAAACCUGCCUC
This is a messenger RNA of Pteropus alecto (black flying fox), 1205 nucleotides long. It is a transcript of the gene SERPINB10, whose product is annotated as serpin family B member 10. The record is from RefSeq and is a predicted model, not a curated record. The coding region runs from base 3 to 1196 and encodes 397 amino acids. NCBI's taxonomy places the organism in Eukaryota, Metazoa, Chordata, Mammalia, Chiroptera, Pteropodidae. The transcript has 7 exons. Gene Ontology annotation, molecular function: serine-type endopeptidase inhibitor activity. Gene Ontology annotation, biological process: negative regulation of endopeptidase activity.